AUGCCCCCCGUCGUCGGCGUCGGUGCCGCUCGUUCUCGUCUUCAUUUAGCAUCCUCCCCCCAUACGCGCAAGCCCGUUGCGCCAGUGGCCAUGGCGCGCAAGAAGUCCGGCUUCGCGCAGCUGCUGUCCAAGGGCAUGUCAGGCCCGCCAGCAGAGGCGCGCCCCAAGGCCCCCCUGAAGCGCGGAAAGCUCUCCCCCAUGCGCACAGUGCCCCCCCACAUCCCGCGUCCCCCCUACGCUGACAGCGGAAUCUCCCCGCCCUUUACCAUGGAACCACAGGUGCAUGGGGAGGAAGGGCAGCGGCGCAUGAGGGAAGCGGGGCAGCUGGCAGCGCGAGUCAGAGACCACGCCGGUACACUCGUCAAGCCCGGCGUGACAACAGACGAGAUCGACCGAGCGGUGCAUGAGAUGAUCAUCGAGGCGGGAGCAUACCCCUCGCCGCUCUCCAUGCCCACUCCCUGUGCUGCCCUACCCCCAUCUUCUCCCCUUUUUCCCCCGUCCCUCCAGCCCGGAGUCACAACGGACGAGAUCGACUGCGCACCCGGCGUGACAUCAGACGAGAUCGACCGAGCGGUGCAUGAGAUGAUCAUCGAGGCGGGAGCAUACCCCUCGCCGCUCUCCAUGCCCACUCCCUGUGCUGCCCUACCCCCAUCUUCUCCCCUUUUUCCCCCGUCCCUCCAGCCCGGAGUCACAACGGACGAGAUCGACUGCGCACCCGGCGUGACAACAGACGAGAUCGACCGAGCGGUGCAUGAGAUGAUCAUCGAGGCGGGAGCAUACCCCUCGCCGCUCUCCAUGCCCACUCCCUGUGCUGCCCUACCCCCAUCUUCUCCCCUUUUUCCCCCGUCCCUCCAGCCCGGAGUCACAACGGACGAGAUCGACUGCGCACCCGGCGUGACAACAGACGAGAUCGACCGAGCGGUGCAUGAGAUGAUCAUCGAGGCGGGCGCAUACCCCUCGCCGCUCAACUACGCGGGCUUUCCCAAGUCCGUGUGCACGUCUGUCAACGAGUGCAUCUGCCACGGCAUCCCUGACUCGCGGCCGCUGGAGGAUGGGGACAUAAUCAACAUCGACGUCACAGUGUACCUUAAUGGCUACCACGGAGACACGUCCAAGACAUUCUACUGUGGGAACGUCUCUAAUGCUGCCAAGAAGCUCGUGGAGGUGACAGAAGAGGCACUGAAUGCAGCCAUUGCAGUCUGUGGGCCCGAUGCAGAGUUCAAGAAGAUCGGCCAAGCCAUUCAUGCCAUGGCGGACAAGCACAGCUACGGGGUGGUGAGAAAGUUCAUCGGCCAUGGUGUUGGCUCCGUUUUCCAUGCCGGCCCUGCCGUGCUGCACUACCGCAACAACGAGCCAGGGCGCAUGCAAGUGGGGCAGACGUUCACCAUCGAGCCCAUGUUCACGAUGGGGGGGGUGAGGGAUGUGAUGUGGGACGAUGGGUGGACGGCCGUCACUGCAGAUGGCACCUUGACAGCGCAGUUUGAGCACACUCUGCUUAUAACGGAGACAGGGGUGGAGGUGCUCACAAGGUGA
Molecule: messenger RNA, 1533 nt
Organism: Closterium sp. Naga37s-1
Lineage: Eukaryota; Viridiplantae; Streptophyta; Zygnematophyceae; Desmidiales; Closteriaceae
Source: the annotation of a GenBank genome assembly